Messenger RNA from Oncorhynchus masou masou (cherry salmon), 576 nucleotides. Its product is annotated as Galectin-related protein A-like. NCBI's taxonomy places the organism in Eukaryota, Metazoa, Chordata, Actinopteri, Salmoniformes, Salmonidae. Gene Ontology annotation, molecular function: carbohydrate binding. The record is from RefSeq and is a predicted model, not a curated record.
GACAACGAGCGGAAGGCGGGGUUUGCCAGCUCUACUACAGUAUCUCGAGCUCCUCUUGGCAUCACGCUCCCAACACCACCCGGUGCAGAUAUCACACAUUGAAAGAAAGGAGAAGGGGAAUGGCAGAAAAGGACAACAAGAAAGAAAAUGAGGAAUAUGUCGGGACAAUAAAAGGUGGACUGCGGCCCACGAUGAGACUGGUUGUCAUGGGUAUUGUUAACAAGAAGCCUCAGAGCAUGGUGGUGUCCCUGUCCAGUGAUCCAGUUGAAGAGGACUUUGAGGGAGACGUGGGUUUGCAGGUAAAGGUCAACUUCCUGGCUAAAGCAGUGCAGAGGAACGCCCGUCUGGCUGGGAACUGGGGGACAUCAGAGAACACCUUGUCAUUCUUCCCCUUUGCUGCUGGGGAGCCCUUCAAGAUGGAGAUAGUUUGUGAACACCAGCAGUUCCGUAUCCUGGUGGAUGGCCAGCCCCUGUGUGGCUUCACCCAUCGUCUGUCUCCGCCACUGUCCUCUCUCACCGCCCUGCGAGUCUUUGGAGACCUACGGCUCACUAAGGUAGCAUAACACCAGGAACAGA